UUUUUCUUGUGGCUUGCCCAGGGCAGUUUGUGCUCUUGUUGUGAGCUUUAUCUGUCUUUGACAUUGUUUUUGCUGAACUUGGUUUUUCCGAGACCCUCUCUGCUCAGAGGCUCAGUUUCACCCUGCCAUCAGCAGUCAGCCAGUUUCGGUGGCAGAAGGGGCCACAGCUGCUUCCUGUCAGCCCCCCGGGCAGAAGCAUGCAGUGGUGUCUCCUCCUGAUCUGGGCCCAGGUGCUGAAGCAGGCUCUCCUCCCCGCAUCAGUUUUCAGAGUCCUGUGUCCCCUCGUGGGAGGAAACGCUGUCUCUGAGAAGGAGCUCCAGUUCUGUUUUCGGUGGUAGAUGAAGGACUUGGGGUUGUGGGGUGCCUGCCUGGCUAACCCAAAAAAAGAAGCAGGAGGAGCUGUGACAGGCAGAAUAGUAACAAUGGGGAACAUUUCUGCAGAGGAAGGUGGCUCUGUCACCUUACAAUGUCACCUCUCCUCCACCACUGCCAAAGUGACCCAAGUCAACUGGAAUCUGCAAGACCAAGUUGUGGCCAUUCAUCAUGACAGGUUGGGGUGGCACAUUGAUCCUGCCUUCAAGGAGCGAGUGGUCCCGGACUCCAACCUGGGCCUCACCCUCCGGUGGCUGACCAGUAACGACACGGGACAGUACACCUGCGUCUAUCACACCUACCCUGACGGGAUUUACAAAGGGGUGCUCUUUCUGCAAGUCCUACGACACUCAGGUAUGCCUGGGGCCAGGUGGCUGAGGACCCUUAUGCUCGAUGAUCGAAUCACUGCAGAGCGGGACCUCCCAACCCUGGCUCACAUUCACAUCACCUGGGAGCUUUCAAAUGUGGCUGAGUACAGCGCUGGGUUCCAGAUCCCAUUGCUUGGAGCCGUGGCCGCAGCGCUGGUGGUCAUCUGCAUAGCAGUCAUCGCAGUGGCCACGCUGGCCAGAAAGAAAUCUCUCCGAAUCCGUUCUGCGGAAGGUGACCUUGGGAGGGGGCCGUCUGAACCGGAGGCGUGCAGGCCCAGGGUCGUGUCCUCCCCCGGCAGCUGUGUGCAGGCGGAUGCCGGGCUGUGCGGUGACCAGGGCAGCGAGGACCACGCCGAGGCUGAGCCGCACGAGUACUUCAACGUCCUGAGCUACAGAAGCCUGGCCAGCUUCAGCUUCCCCACCGAGACGGGUUAGCACCCGGACAUCUUCCGGGAGACCCAGUCCAGUCUUUGUCAUCACAGAUGGACGUAUUGGCAUCUGCACGUCACGGCUCUGUGUGUAUGCAUGUGUGUACAUGUGUGUGCGAGUGUGUUCUGUCGAGUGAAUGCAUGUCAGCCUCCUCUGUGUCUAUGUUUCCUCUACCAGUCCCUCCAGUUCCAUGGUGCAGACCCGGGUGAGGAGCUUGUGUUUGAUUACAAAUGCAAAGUUAUAAAACCGAACAAAGACCUCAGCUGGUUUUGAAGCUGGCAG
Molecule: messenger RNA, 1451 nt
Organism: Bubalus bubalis (water buffalo)
Lineage: Eukaryota; Metazoa; Chordata; Mammalia; Artiodactyla; Bovidae
Gene: TIGIT
Product: T cell immunoreceptor with Ig and ITIM domains
Exons: 5
Coding region: 339-1175 (278 amino acids)
Biological process (GO): positive regulation of interleukin-10 production; negative regulation of T cell activation; negative regulation of interleukin-12 production
Cellular component (GO): cell surface
Molecular function (GO): signaling receptor binding
Source: RefSeq, a predicted model, not a curated record